This is a messenger RNA of Gloeophyllum trabeum ATCC 11539, 1278 nucleotides long. RefSeq lists its product as uncharacterized. Bases 1 to 1278 code for a protein of 425 amino acids. The record is from RefSeq and is a predicted model, not a curated record. NCBI's taxonomy places the organism in Eukaryota, Fungi, Basidiomycota, Agaricomycetes, Gloeophyllales, Gloeophyllaceae. The transcript has 9 exons.
AUGGUAGGAAUUGUCUGCUUCACGUGCCCCGGCCUGUACAAUGCCCUCCUUGGUCUCGGAGGCGCAGGAAGGAUAGACCCCGCGAUUAACGACGACGCAAAUGCGGCGCUCUAUGCUUCGUACGCGUUCUUCGCGUUCUUCGCUGGGUCUGUCAACAAUGUCCUCGGGCCAAGACUUACUCUAUUCCUUGGUACCACGGGUUAUGCCCUCGGCCUGGGUUCCUACCUCGCGAUGAACAUUCAUCCAAAUGUGGGCGGUUUCGUGAUAGCCGCCGGAGCCUACGAGGGGCUUUGUGCGGCUUUGCUUUGGACCGCCGAAGGUUGUUUCAUGUUAGCGUAUCCCACUGAGUCCCAGAAAGGAAUGUUUAUCGGCGUCUUCUGGUCGAUAUUCAACAUGGGGGGUGUCGUAGGCGCAUGUGUGUCUCUUGGACAGAACUUCAAUUCUGAGAAUCUAACAACGCCCAUAGUCGGCAAUGGCACCUAUAUUGGCUUGCUCGUCAUCAACAUCUUGGGCGUCUGCCUUCCGUUGUUCCUGGCCGACCCAAACAAGAUGAUCCGCACUGACGGCAGCAGAGUGAAGACGCCCCGCCAGCCGACAUGGAAGUCUGAAUUCCGUGGCUUAUGGAUUGCCCUCAAGACUGAUCCUCUCGUUAUCAUGCUCUUCCCGAUGUUCUUUGCCAGUAUCUGGUACUAUACUUGGCAAUUCAACGAUUACAACGGGACACUGUUCAACAUCCGAGCGCGUUCACUCAACAAUCUUGUGUACUGGCUCGCUCAAAUCUUCGGCUCUCUUAUCGUAGGAUUGAUACUGGAUUGCACGCGGUUAACCCGCAGACAUCGAGCGUUCAUAGGCUGGACCAUACUGCUUUUCCUCGUGUUCUUCGUUCACGGCUGGGCAUAUGUCUACCAACGGGGUUACACUCGGGAAUCCAUCGCGCUUACCACAAAUCGCAUGGAUGUUUACGACCACGGAUAUACGGGACGCAUCCUCCUGUACACUCUCUGCGGCGUAUUGGACUCCGUCUGGCAAACGACGACGUACUGGAUACUGGGCACCAUGUCGAACGACCCCGCAAAGCUCGCGUAUUUCACGGGUUUCUACAAAUCGAUCCAAGCAGCCGGCUGUGCAGGCGCUUUCGCCGCAGACGCCGUCAAACUCCCGUACAUGAAUAUUUUCGCGUCAACAUGGGCCUUACUGGUGGCUGGCCUAAUAUUCACCUUACCUAUGAUUCACAUGCGCGUGAACAACCAUACGGAUGAUACGGACGAACUCGAGUAG